AUGAGGCUGUUGGGGUCGGUGCUGAAGCGCCCGCUGCCAGAGGGCGACCGGUGGCGUAGAUAUGUGAUUGAGUUUGUGGACUCUCGUCGCGACUUUCGCCUGGCUGAGAUCAAGGCCGUCGCAGAGGUGCUCAACGUCAACUGGGUCCUGCACGAUGACAACUACGACGACGAGACACUGCAUGUGGUGGCAGACUUUGAUGGCCCGGAGAGUGUGAUGGUGGAUGUGGCGGAACGGUCCAUGCUUGUGCGCUACAUUGCCGUGCUCUGGGGCUGGGGAACAGACUGGACAUCAUGCAUGCAACACAUUAACCACGACGCCCUGGCACCAUACAGGAAAGGCCCGAAGGAGAACAUCUGGUCCAACUUUGAGCAGUAUGGCCUUUCGUCGCAGUUUGUUGGCGUGCUCGUGGCCGACAACCACCGCUCUCCAUAUGUCAACAGGGAAAUGUUCGACGCCGUCGUCGCAGACCCACCGUAUGGCAUUCGAGAGCAAGCGCGUCGCAUCGCCAGCCAGCCGCUCGCAGAGGAGCACCGGACUGAGGCGCACUUCCCCAAGAGCGAGGCGUACGGACUUGGGUCCAUCUUCCACGACCUCCUCCACUUUGCUGCAGAGCGACUCGUGAUUGGUGGCCGGCUUUGCUUUUGGAUCCCGGAAGCGCUGGACGACGAUUCAUUCAAGUUGCCGAUGCACCCGUGCCUGGAGUUGGUGUCUGCGUGCCAGCAGAUGCUGUCUGGGCGGCUUGCGCGGCGGCUGGUGACAAUGCGCAAGACGCGGCAUGUACAGGAGGGCGACCGCACCGUGGAGACGCUGCCUGCCUCUUGGGAGGUGCGCCAUGUCGUCUUCAGGCGCGACGAUGAAGAAGAAGCAGAAGAAGAAGAGCAAGAUGCUGGUGACGGUGGUGAUGGUGACCAUGAUACCAGCGUGAGCAAGGUGGUGGAGGCAGUACAGCAAGCGCAGCAGGCGCAGCAGGCGCAGCAGGCGCGCAGUGCUGGUAGCACCAGGGAGGAGGAGCAAGAGGGGGAGCGCAGAUGACACAGCUGGCGCGAGAUACAUCACUCUCAGUGCACCCGCCUCUCGCUCGUUUGUUUUUGCCCACCGCUUGUGCUUCAUUUUAUGGCAAAUAAACGUUUACCCACUG
This is a messenger RNA of Salpingoeca rosetta, 1141 nucleotides long. RefSeq lists its product as uncharacterized. The transcript is spliced from 8 exons. The record is from RefSeq and is a predicted model, not a curated record. NCBI's taxonomy places the organism in Eukaryota, Choanoflagellata, Craspedida, Salpingoecidae. Gene Ontology annotation, cellular component: cytoplasm. Gene Ontology annotation, molecular function: nucleic acid binding. Gene Ontology annotation, biological process: methylation. Bases 1 to 1035 code for a protein of 344 amino acids.